AUGGUUGAUGAGUACGGCGUAUUAGAAUAUGGACAAGUAUUUAUCCAAUACACACCAAUGUAUGAAGAAAACAUAAACGACGAACCUCGUUCAAGAGAAGAUCCAAAAAUUUUAAAAAAUUGUUUAGUUGCAAUAACAAAGAACCCGUGCCAUCAUCCGGGUGAUAUUCGUACAUUUAAUGCUAUUGAUCAUCUAAAAUUAAGACAUUUGAAAGAUGUUGUAGUGUUCCCGAAAAAAGGGCCCCGUCCUCACCCAAAUGAGAUAAGUGGCUCAGAUUUAGAUGGUGACGAAUAUGCGGUAAUAUGGCACGAGGAUCUUGUUCCAGACACUCCAAACUAUGAAGCGUAUAUGUAUGACUCACAAAAAGAUCUACCAGAACAUACAGGUGAAAUUACGCGAGAAGACAUCAACAAGGUUGUCUUGGAUAUAGCCGAACAAGAUUAUUUGGGACGAUUGUCAAAUCUUCAUUUGGCUUAUGUUGAUCUUCUUGGUGUCCAUCAUGAAACAUGUAAGGAGUUAGCCGGUGUUAUUAGUAAAGAAGUAGACUCGGGAAAAACAGGCAUACAUCCAAAGUCAGAGGCAGAGAUCAAAGAAUUAGCCAAGGGAUUAAACAACCAACGACCUGACUUUAUGGAAAAUAAAAAUAUGAAAUCAUAUGUAUCUUCUUAUAUAUUAGGUAAACUAUAUCGUGCAUCUUGUCGAUCAAUUUCGGGUUGGAAUAGGUUACUUUCUUAUUAUAGACAUUUGAAACAUCUUCAUAUAUCAACUCCUGAUGAUGAAGAUGAACAAUCUCUCCCUAUAGAAAAACACAAGCGAGAAACAGAUAUUGAUCCACUGUUACUUCAUGAAAACUAUCAGCAACACAUAGAAAAAGCUAAAAAGUUCUUCUUUGUUUAUAAACAAGAGUUAUUAGAAAUUCUUAGUCUGUAUCACUUACAACAUGAAACGGAUUUAUUCUGUCGUGGAUUAAAACAAAAUGAUAUUGAAGAUUCUGCUCAAUGUGAAUUUCAACAAUUAAUUGAUCGCACGAGACACGGUAUCUAUUUAUAUAUUAUAGAAAUUUGUCCAUCGCCUAAGUGUUCACUAGAUGACUACUGCGAUAGUUGUCUCGAUCAUUAUAGAGCAUUCUCAUCUGCCUGUUAUUAUCAUUGUUAUCAAGAAGCAAAUAAAACAUCAGCUAGACGUACACAAAUUCUUAGUUUCCCGUGGAUAUUUAGUGCGUACUUGGUAGAUGUUAAAUUAGAAAAUUUACGAGGAGAAGAAAAAUCUUCAACUAAUCGAAUUUUUGGUACGGCUAUGUCUAAUACUCUACAAAAAUUGAUUGAUGAACGUCGUUUAAAAUUAGAAGUGAAUAUAGACAAUGGGCUAGCAUUAGCAUUAUUGAAUAAAAAAAAUUCUGGCAUUCGUUCGUCUAAUUGUCAAAGAUUAUAUUAUAAAAUAGAUUGGAAAAUAAUUGUAUUUAUUGAAAUAAUACACAAUUGGCUAAAUAGGCACCAGAAAAUAUUGUCUAAAGAUAUUCAAGAUACUGAAAAUGAAAUAAGUCCAAAACCAUUGGUAUCAUACGAGUGCUGGAAUACUAUAUUAAUAAAAUUUAUUAAUCCAACAUCUUCUACUAUAAAUUUGAAUUUGAAUGAAUUGUCUGUUGGAUUUCAACAAAAAUCUUCUCCUCUUAACGAUAUAUAUUAUGGAUAUAUUUCAUCCUUAUCUGAUGAAUGGAAUAACAAUGAAAACUUUACCAAACAAAUGUUUGAUAUAUUUCAUCAAUUUUUAGAUAUUUGUUUCGAGCAUUCACUUGAAACAAAAGAUAAUUCAUUCGCUUAUUUAAGUGAAUACAUUAUAUUAUUUUUACAACAAAUUGCCAUUCAAAAAGAAUUCAAAUACUAA
Messenger RNA from Didymodactylos carnosus, 1884 nucleotides. The record is from the annotation of a GenBank genome assembly. NCBI's taxonomy places the organism in Eukaryota, Metazoa, Rotifera, Eurotatoria, Philodinida, Philodinidae.